UUUUUUCUUUUGAGAAAAUUCAGGAAUUUGGAGACACAAUAGUUAGGAUUCAGGCCAAACUGCUAAAUGACGAAGGGGCUUCUUCCAGAGCCAAGGAGGAAGGGUUGUCCGGGAACUUAUUUUUUCGUAUCUCAUAUUUAACACAAAUGGAUGUAAAACUGGUGUUUGUUAUGGAAGGGGAACCACCAAAGCUGAAAGCUGAUGUCAUAAGCAAGAGGAAUCAGACUCGGUAUGGGUCUUCUGGAAAAUCGUGGUCUCAGAAAACAGGGAGAUCACAUUUUAAAUCAGUCUUAAGAGAGUGCCUCGAUAUGCUCGAAUGCUUAGGAAUCCCCUGGGUUCAGGCUGCUGGGGAAGCUGAAGCCAUGUGUGCUUAUCUUAAUGCUGGUGGUCAUGUCGAUGGCUGCCUCACCAAUGAUGGCGAUACUUUCCUUUAUGGAGCCCAGACUGUUUACAGGAAUUUCACUAUGAAUACAAAGGACCCACAUGUUGACUGUUACACAAUGUCAACUAUCAAGAGUAAACUAGGUUUGGACAGAGAUGCUCUGGUUGGAUUAGCAAUACUUCUUGGUUGUGAUUAUCUCCCAAAGGGAGUCCCUGGAGUUGGAAAAGAGCAAGCAUUAAAACUUAUACAGAUUUUGAAAGGGCAAAGUUUACUUCAGAGGUUUAAUCGGUGGAAUGAAACAUCUUGUAACUCUAGUCCACAACCUCUAGUCACUAAAAAGCUGGCUCAUUGUUCUGUAUGUUCCCAUCCAGGUUCACCUAAGGAUCAUGAACGUAAUGGAUGCAGAUUAUGUAAAAGUGAUAAAUAUUGUGAGCCACAUGACUAUGAAUACUGCUGCCCUUGCGAGUGGCACCGCACAGAACAUGAUAGGCAACUCAAUGAAGUAGAGAACAAUAUGAAGAAGAAAGCUUGCAGUUGUGAGGGAUUCCCAUUCCAUGAGGUUAUUCAAGAAUUCCUUUUAAACAAGGAUAAAUUGGUGAAGGUUAUCAGGUACCAAAGACCUGAUUUGUUAUUGUUUCAGAGAUUUACUCUUGAAAAAAUGGAGUGGCCCAAUCACUAUGCAUGUGAGAAAUUGCUGGUACUUUUGACCCGUUACGACAUGAUAGAAAGAAAGCUUGGUAGCAGAAACUCUAAUCAACUACAGCCAAUUCGAAUUGUUAAGACCCGAAUCAGAAAUGGAGUUCAUUGUUUUGAAAUAGAAUGGGAAACGCCUGAACAUUAUGCUAUGGAAGAUAAACAACAUGGAGAAUUUGCUCUGCUAACAAUAGAAGAAGAAUCAUUGUUUGAAGCAGCAUAUCCUGAGAUCGUUGCUAUUUACCAAAAACAAAAGUUAGAAAUUAAAGGGAAGAAACAAAAACGUAUUAAGCCUAAAGAAAAUAAUUUGCCAGAACCAGAUGAAGUAAUGAGCUUUCAGUCACACAUGACUUUAAAACCCACAUGUGAAAUCUUUCAUAAGCAGAAUUCCAAGUUAAAUUUGGGGAUUUCCCCUGAUUCUGCAUUACCACAGGAAUCUAUAUCUGCCUCAUUGAAUAGCUUGCUUUUACCUAAAACUACUCCAUGUUUGAAUGUACAAGAACAGUUCAUGUCUUCUCCAAGACCUUUGGCUAUACAGCAAAUCAAAGCUGUCAGUAAGUCUCUAAUUUCAGAAUCUAGUCAACCCAGUACCUCAUCUCAUAAUAUAUCUGUGAUUACUGAUCUACACUUGAGCACUAUUGACUGGGAAGGUACAUCUUUUAGUAAUUCUCCAACUAUUCAAAGGAAUACUUUUUCUCACGGUUUAAAAUCAGAAGUUGAAUCAGAGCUAUCAGCCAUCCCUGGUGGCUUUGAAAAUAUCCCAGAACAACUGUCAUGUGAAUCAGAAAGGUAUACUGCAAACAUAAAGAAAGUGUUGGAUGAGGAUUCUGAUAAGAUUAGUCCUGAAGAGCAUCCACUUGCUGGCAUUACUGAUUUAUGUCUUCAGGAUUUGCCUUUAAAGGAACGAAUAUUUAUAAAAUCAUCAUAUCCUCAGGAUAGUCUACAACCAGAUGUCAACCUGAAAACUUUGUCCAUACUUAGUGUAAACGAACCUUAUAUUGCUAACAGUGGUUCUGAUUGUACAUCACAUCUUUCAAAGGAUCUUCCAGGAAUUCCCUUGCAAAAUGAAUCCAGAGACUCUAAAGUUCUAAAAGGAGACCAGCUGCUUCAGGAAAACUCUAAAGUCAAUACUUCUGUACCUUAUUCUAUCAGUAACACAGUAGUAAAGACCUGCAAUGUUAGACCACUAAAUACUGCUUUAGAUCAUAGUAGAAAAGUUGAUAUGCAAACCACUCAGAAAAUUUUAAUGAAGAAGAGUGUUUGCCUUAACAGACAUUCCUCAGAUGAACAAAGUGCCCCAGUGUUUGGGAGAGCUAAGUACACAUCUCAAAGAAUGAAGCACAGUUCUCAAAAGCAAAAUACAUCCCAGUUCAAAGAAAGUGGCCAAAACAAGUUGGGUAGCCCUAAGAUACAUAUUAAAGAAAGUGAACAGUGUGUCAGAUCUUACAAAACAGCUGAAAAUGAAGAAAGCUGUUUCCCAGAUUCAGCAAAAAGUUCUCUGAGUUCUCUACAAUGUCAUAAGAAAGAAACCAAUUCUGUUACUUGUUUGGAUAGUCCUCUUCCUUUAUGCCAGAGAUUAAAACUAAGAUUCCAAAGCACUUGAAAGGAACUUUAAAACACUUAAGUGUAACUUAUUAUUUUAAUUCUUCAGCAAUAGCAGAGACAGAGGGAAGGUAUCUAGUUCAUGUGUGGUAAAAAUUUUAAUAUCCUCUAUGUCAUGAAACACCAUUUUAAUCAAAAUUGUGAUUUUAAAAAUGUCACCUAAAACUCGGGUUUUAAAAGAUCCUCUGUAUUGAAAACUUCUGAUAAUGCAUGUCAUUAUUAUGUCCUUAUUAUUCCUUAAUUGUGGUUUUAAAAUAUUGGUAUACUUCUUGACAGAGUAAAUGCUUCAUCUCUUUGUU
Molecule: messenger RNA, 2976 nt
Organism: Piliocolobus tephrosceles (Ugandan red Colobus)
Lineage: Eukaryota; Metazoa; Chordata; Mammalia; Primates; Cercopithecidae
Gene: GEN1
Product: GEN1 structure-specific endonuclease
Exons: 13
Coding region: 147-2678 (843 amino acids)
Molecular function (GO): four-way junction DNA binding; 5'-flap endonuclease activity
Source: RefSeq, a predicted model, not a curated record